GUCAUCAGGAGGCGCCGCGGGCGCGGCCAUGGCGGACCCGGCCCGGGACGCGCUCGGUGCCGCCGCGCCGGAGCCGCCGCCCGCAGGCUGCUCCCCGCCCGCCGCCGGCGAUGCAGCGGCUGUGGGGGAAGCGGCAGCCGCAGAGGGAGCGGGAGAAGGCGAGGUGGGGGAGGCUGGCGGUGGCAGCGAGCUGAAGGCGGAGGUGGCGGACGGGGAGGUGAGGAGCGCGGACGGGGAGGCGGCGGACUCGGAGGACCCGGCGCUGCAGGCGAGCGCGGCCAGGAAGGUGAAGCUGGAGCUGAAGGAGCGGAAGGAGAAGAAGCAGAAGGUGGACGAGGACGAGAUCCAGAAGAUGCAGAUCCUGGUCUCCUCCUUCUCCGAGGAGCAGCUGAACCGCUACGAGAUGUAUCGCCGCUCCGCCUUCCCCAAGGCCGCCAUCAAACGGCUGAUCCAGUCCAUCACCGGCACCUCGGUGUCCCAGAACGUCGUCAUCGCCAUGUCGGGCAUCUCCAAGGUGUUUGUUGGGGAGGUGGUGGAGGAAGCCCUGGAUGGGUGUGAGAAGUGGGGGGAGCUGCCCCCCCUGCAGCCCAAGCACAUGAGGGAGGCCGUCAGGAGGCUCAAGGCCCGUGGGCAAAUCCCCAACUCCAAGUACAAAAAGAUCAUCUUCCACUGAGAAAGGCUGAGGUGAGCUUCCUGUGGGAGCUUCCCACGUGGACUCUUCCCCAAGGCCCCUCUGGGGGGGCCUGUGGGGCCUCAAGGAUGUUCCUGCUGGGCAGAGCCUGGAUGCACCCUCAGCCUGCACUCUGGGGUCUCAGCACAGCAGGGAGAGGAACAGCAGGGGCUGCAGAGCAUUUCCUGCUGGCCCAGAUGUGCUGUCUGUGCCCAGAUGUGGCUUUUUUUGUACAUUAAACUUAUUCUUGUGUUCAUAACCUGACUGGGAUCUGCUCCGUGUGUGACCCAAGGUGCUCCCAGAGCUGCUCCCAGCCUGGGGCUGGCACAUCUCAAGUCAGGGCUCAGCUGUGCUUCCAAAUCCAGGAGCUGCCCAAAAACCAGCAGCGUUGGGGUGGAGGGGGAAGGAGAAGCAGGAAAAGAGGCCCGAGCCUGGAAGGAGGUUAAUGAGUUUAAUUUUGCUCCUGGUUCAUAGAACCAAUAAAUGCAUCAGUGGAAACAAACUGCAGCAGAGUUGCAAUACUGCCUAAAAUUCAAAUUCAAGUUCAGGCUUGCACAUUCCCCCAUCCCCUCCCAGGGGCCCUGGGAGCUGCUCCUGCCCCUGUGGGAGGUGCUGAUGCCACGUGCUCUCCCAUGGCACCUGUGCCAGGCAGGACUCCCUGGGCUCUCACUGGAACACAGGAAAAUCCUUAAAUAAGAGGCUCCACAAAGUAAACUUUGAUAUUUACAAUCUGUGAGGACCCAGGAGGUUUUGUCCUCCCACGUGUGUGGGUUUUGGGUUACACUCCUUUUUACUGGGUCUUCAAAGCAAAGGAAAUGUUUGAAUUCUUCAACAAAACCCGUGGACUGAAGUUGCUGGAGCAAGGAAUUUGCUGUAAACAACCUGGCCCCAGCUGUGCUCAGCCUGCACACGUGGGAGGAGCUGUGGGACCCUGCAGGCUGGGCAAACCCUUGGCAUACCCUUCCCAUACUCACACAAAAUGCCAUGAAAAUUUGAAAAAGCAGAAGAGAGAAACCUCCCAUUUUCAAGCAAUUAAUGAAGAAAAAGCAGGAAUACCGUGGCAUUCCACCUCAGGCAAGCAGUUCUCAGAGCUCCUGCUCCCCCACAGGGAGAGGGAGCAGCACAAAGGUUUGGUGAAACAAAAUCCUGCUGGUGGGCAGUUCCCAGCAGUGCUCACAGGGAGCUGCUCCAGUGAUUUCCUUUUGGGAUCAGGGCUGGCAGGUUCUGGGGUCCCAUCCCCAGCAGCCCCUCAGCCCUGCUGAAAGAUUCCACCCAGUGCUGAAAACCCCACAGCUCCUUCCUCAGCAGCCACAGCUGCUCCUCCUCCUCCCCACUGGGGAACUCGGGCACACAAAGCUCUGAGGACAAGGUGCAUCCCAAAAAACACCCAGGUCAUCACCUGAGACUGAACCAACCUCCCUCACCCCCUUCUUUGAUA
Molecule: messenger RNA, 2108 nt
Organism: Pyrgilauda ruficollis (rufous-necked snowfinch)
Lineage: Eukaryota; Metazoa; Chordata; Aves; Passeriformes; Passeridae
Gene: TAF11
Product: TATA-box binding protein associated factor 11
Exons: 5
Coding region: 29-673 (214 amino acids)
Biological process (GO): transcription initiation at RNA polymerase II promoter; RNA polymerase II preinitiation complex assembly
Cellular component (GO): nucleus; transcription factor TFIID complex
Molecular function (GO): protein heterodimerization activity; transcription coactivator activity
Source: RefSeq, a predicted model, not a curated record